AUGCGUCUUCGGAGACUCGGUCUGCCUCAAUGUCAGGCGUGGUUAGACCACACUUGCAGGCACCUCUCCCGACAAUCUGCGCGUAACCCUCUCCUUGCGGCCCAAAUACGUGCAUAUGCCACUUCCCUUCCAGAGCCAACCCAACAAAAGACCGAUUCGAGGGAAAAAGUGGUUAUACUAGGGAGUGGUUGGGCAGGCUAUGUGCUCUCACGCCAGCUCGAUCCAAAGAAAUACCGAGUCGUCGUCGUCUCCCCUCGAUCGUACUUCGUCUUCACUCCUCUGCUCAACGACACCACCGUUGGCACUCUCGAGUUCCGAAACGUGCUCGAGUCCGUGCGAAAGAGAAACAGCCGAGUGGAAUACCUGCAAGGAUGGGCUGACGACGUGAACUUCCUUGAUAAAUUUGUCACCGUCGAGCCGUCUGUCCUAGACCCGGACGUAGGACGUGCCUUGACCGGGCCAAGAAAAGUGAAUGAAGAGCGGACGACAGAUAUGCUAGAAAGAACUCUCCACGCCGGAGGAACGGGCAAGGCCCAAGUGCCGACGUUCCCAGUCCGGUACGACAAGUUGAUCAUCGCAGUGGGAUGCUAUAGCCAGACGUUCAACAUAAAAGGCGUUCGCGAGAAUGCUAUGUUUCUGAAAGACGUGCGGGAUGCCCAGGCAAUCCGACGCCGCAUCCUAGAGCUCUUCGAACUGGCGCGUCUCCCUAUCAUCCCUGAAGAAACAAAACACUACCUUCUACACUUCGCCAUCGUGGGCGGCGGGCCCACGGGCAUGGAAUUCGCUGCGUGCCUCUCAGACCUGAUCCGCGACGACAUCACCAAACUACACCCAGAACUCCUCAAAUACAUCCAAAUCUCACUCUACGAUGUCGCACCCAAGGUGCUCCCCAUGUUCGACGCUAGUUUGGCCGAAUACGCUGUAAAGCAGUAUAAACGACGGAACGUGCAGAUCAAAACCAGCCACGUUGUAGAAGAACUACGGAAAGGAUUUCCUAACGACCCAGACGCUGCGCAGAACCAGGACAAACAGGUAAAAGGCCGGGUCUAUACGAUUCGCACGAAACAGGAAGGCGACGUAGGUAUCGGCAUGUGUGUGUGGUCAACAGGGAGCAUGAACAAUCCGUUCGUGGACAAGGCCCUGAACCAUGUACGCCGCUUCCCCGUCCGCUCAGCACACAUCACGCAGGGUGGCGCCACCGCGGUAGAAAACCCGAAUACCCGCCAAUGGAUGAUCGACCGUGACCCUCGAUCCGGCCUCGUUCUCGUCGACGAUCAUUUCCGCGUCAACCUCACCACCGACGCAGCGAUCGACGGGGAGGUCAACGGCGACCCAGACCACAAUCACGACCCGCAACCGCAUGCAUUCGUCCAGGACGUCUUCGCCAUAGGCGACACCACGAAACUCAAGUCCGGCGCCCUCCCCGCCACCGCCCAGGUCGCCAACCAACAGGCCCUGUGGCUCGCGAAGGCCCUAAACCAGUUCCCGGACCCGGAAGCGUACGCGAAGAACGAAGGCUUUACCUUUCGGAAUCUCGGCGUGUUUACUUACAUCGGCGGCGCCAAAGCCAUGUUGCAGGGUCCGCCGCCGGAUGGGAAGAGUGGGGGUGGUGGGAACAACAGAGGCAAUAAUAAGGCCACCGGGCUGAAUUUCCGUGGCUGGAUUGCUUUUCUUCUCUGGAGGGGCGCCUAUCUCACUAUGACGCUCAGUUGGAGGAAUAAGUUCCUUGUCCCUAUGCAGUGGGUGGCUGUUAGGUUGUUUGGAAGGGAUGUGAGCCGGUUUUGA
Exophiala aquamarina CBS 119918 is the source of this 1785-nucleotide messenger RNA. RefSeq lists its product as uncharacterized. The record is from RefSeq and is a predicted model, not a curated record. The transcript has 2 exons. NCBI's taxonomy places the organism in Eukaryota, Fungi, Ascomycota, Eurotiomycetes, Chaetothyriales, Herpotrichiellaceae. Bases 1 to 1785 code for a protein of 594 amino acids. Gene Ontology annotation, molecular function: NADH dehydrogenase activity.